AUGUCGGAGACUGUCGAGCACCAAAAGGAUGAACUGCGACAUGGUUCUUUGGGCACUGCCCAUGAAGAACCUGUGAUUCACCACUCCAAUGUGCACAAAUCCGAGCUCUAUGGCUUAAUCAAUGAAGCCAAAGAGGGCGCCAGCCUAGAGAAGCAAAUGACACUCCGCCGCGCGCUGAAGCUAUAUCCCAAAGCUGCGCUGUGGUCUAUAGUUCUCUCCACAGCCCUUGUCAUGGAAGGUUACGACACUCUUCUGUUGGCCAAUUUUUAUGCGCUACCAACAUUCAGCAAGAAGUAUGGCGUCCUGAACCCGGCAACUGGGAAAUACACCAUUUCCGCUCCAUGGCGGUCUGGUUUGUCCAACGGGGCUGCCGUCGGUGAAAUCAUCGGUCUUUUCGUGACUGGCCUUAUUUCGGAGCGUUUUGGCUAUCGCAAGACUAUUCUCGGGGCUCUGGUCAUGAUCACUGCAUUCAUCUUUAUCACUUUCUUUGCAGUGGAUAUCAAGAUGCUUCUGGUUGGCGAGAUCCUUUGUGGUCUGCCGUGGGGUGCCUUCCAAACAAUCACCACUGCGUAUGCUUCCGAGGUGUGCCCCGUUGGUCUAAGAGCAUAUCUGACGACAUACAACAAUCUUUGCUGGGUUAUUGGUCACUUUAUCGCCUCUGGAGUGCUACGUGGAGUGGUCAAUAAUACCACGUCCGACGCCUAUCGGAUUCCAUUUGGAAUCCAGUGGAUGUGGCCACCGAUUCUCAUCGUCGGCGUCUACUUCGCACCCGAGUCACCGUGGUGGCUGAUUCGAAAGGGUCGGAUCGAAGAGGCCAAGCAUUCCCUAUUGAGACUCACAACGAAGAACGAUCCAGACUUUGACGCGGACAAAACCAUUGCGAUGAUGCAACAUACAAAUGAACUCGAACAGGAGAUUUCCUCCGGUACCAGCUACCUCGACUGCUUCAAGGGCGUGGAUCUCCGUCGAACCGAGAUCUGCACUGCUGCUUGGGUGGCCCAGAGUAUCUGCGGUUCGGCAUUCAUCGGCUACUCAACGACCUUCUACGAACAAGCCGGACUCCCCACCGUGGACGCAUUCGACAUGUCAAUGGGCGUCUACGCCAUCGCAGCCGUUGGAACUCUCUUAUCAUGGUGGGUGAUGACAUUCGUGGGCCGACGAAAGAUCUAUCUCAUCGGCACGGCGACAAUGUGCGUAACCCUCUUCAUCGUCGGUAUGCUCGGUAUUGCUCCCAAAAGCAGCCAAUCCGUCUCAUGGGCUAUCGGAUCCAUGAUUCUCGUUUUCGCCUUUGUGUACGACUCCAGCGUUGGUCCCGUCUGCUACUCCCUCGUCGCGGAGAUGUCUUCUACAAGACUACGAGCCAAGACGAUCGUGAUUGCGCGGAACUUUUACAAUAUCGCCGGACUCGUUGUAAAUGUCCUCAUCAAUUAUCAGUUGACGUCCACGGCGUGGGAUUGGGGUGCAAAGGCUGGUUUCUUCUGGAUGGGGACGUGCUUUUUGUGUUUUGUUUGGACGUUUUUCCGGUUGCCGGAGCCAAAGGGGAGAAGUUAUAGUGAGCUUGAUGUUUUGUUUGAGCAGAAGAUUCCUGCUCGUCGGUUUGCGCAGACAAAGGUUGAUCCUUACCAGACGGAGCAUGUCCCAAUUACGGAAAACAAGGCCCAUGGUGAUGUUGUCUGA
Molecule: messenger RNA, 1677 nt
Organism: Penicillium brasilianum
Lineage: Eukaryota; Fungi; Ascomycota; Eurotiomycetes; Eurotiales; Aspergillaceae
Source: the annotation of a GenBank genome assembly